UGUGUAAUUUUUUACUUUACUCCCAGUUUCUUAUGCAGAGACAGCUAUAAGUAAAGCAUUGACUAGUUAAGUCCCCGUUUUAUGGCACUAUCAAAACAUGGCUUUGUUGGUUUGAGCAGCCUGACAUAGCAACAUUGGCUUGAUGAAUGGUGUGGGUUUGGGGUAGAGCUAUCUGUUCUGCUGACCAGUGGUUAACGGGGAGGGUUUAAUGACAGUAAUUACACAUUUCACCAUUAAACCUUUUUGAUGUCUUUGUAAAUAAUAGGCAAGGUUUUUUUUUAUGUAUUACUGAGCUUAAAGGUUUUACACUUAAUGACACAUGUGCACGUGUUCUUGCAUGCUUAUCUCACAAGCAGCACAUGCCAAAGAAUGAAAGGUGAAAUGCAAAGAAAUUGUUUUCUUUUUUUUGAUAGUACAUUUUAUGGACAAAAGUAUUGGGACACAUAGGGCUGUCAAAAUUACUAAAAUAAAUGUAUUUAAUGUGAAUUAGGCAUCUCUCCUCAGGCCACAAGAGGGCGCAUUUAGCAAAAUAUUACACACAAUUAUCACAAUUAAAAAGUGCAUAAUGUUUAAAAUAUUGAUUGUAAACCAUAUAUAAUUAAUUAAAUUGCUUAAACAAUUAGAAAAGAAAAACAGCACUGUAUAACUGAAAAAAAGACCAAAAACCAACCACAAAGAGUAGGCUACUUUUUUUUAUAUUUAAAAACUUAAAAUGCAGUAGGAUGGGGAAAGAACAUUGUGAGACACGUUUUUUAAAAACUGAACUUACAUUAAUUUUACAUGGCUUUCUAAGACGAGAAUGCAACGGUGAUGGAUAUCGAUCUAGAAAAUGUUAUAUGUUUUUAGUUUCACUGUAAACAACAACACCUCCAAAAUGAUGCUUUCGUUCAAUGAAUUUUGAAGCAGCAAAAUGCCGAUAUUGCUGCCUAACAAACACCUAAUGUAAUGUUUUGCAUUCGAAGGUGGGGUUUUUUUUUAAUUCAGUGAAAAAAAACAAACCCAAAAAUGAGCAAAUCAAUACUUCAUGAACUUCUAUCCCUUCUAGAGACCCUACGAUCAGUUGUGAUAGUUCAGAAACGGCAGCAACUCGAAGCAGUAUACCAUAUAAAGUCAAAACCAAUAGCUGAAGAGAUCCAAACUUCCACUGGUGUUAAUAUCACCACAAACUCUUUGCAGUGGAAACUUUAUGGAAUGGGUUUCCAUACACAAGCAACUGCAUGCAAGCCUCUGGAAAGAUCCCUGACCCCAACUCCACUGAACAAAUUUAGGAUAAACUGGAACAUUGAGAGCUAGGUGUAUGACCUCUCAAACGCUCUACUGGAUGAAUGGGCAAGAAUUCAGAAACACUCCAAGAUUUUAUGGAAUUCCUGACUAGAAGAGCAACUCCAUAUAAAUAGAUCUGUGUUUGGAUGUACGUAUGUGUGCAUUUAUUUAGGUUAGGUCAGGUGUUCCAAUACUUUUGUCCAUAAAGUGUAUCUGCUAAUAGGGGAUUUCAUUCUCUACUAUCCCAAUAAAGAUCUUUUAAAUACUUACUGCACAGUAAACACAUGAUUAUGUGAGGUUCUAUGGCAAAACACACAUUCAACUACUUGAUGUUCAUUUACAUUUUAUGCCCACUGAUUUUCUCCAAAACAAAGACCUCUUUGUGUGACUUCAUUGAAAAUCACUGCAGUGUUUCAGUGGCAAAACAGUCUUGGUGGUCACACAUAAGGAAAAGCACUUGAAUUUUAGCAAGUCUUCCUUGCUUAUGUACUUUCUUGCUUAUUUUUUAAUAGCUGUUCCGGGUAAAACUGCAGUAACAAUGUUUGAGACAGUAAAAACUGCCCAUUUAGACGGUUGAUUGAUGAAUGAUUUAUGAGAAUGCUGCUUCAGGAUAUGAAUCUGCAGUGCGCUGCUUGAUUGCCAGUUGUCGUGGCUGUGAGUAAGUGUAACUUCUUACACAAAGACAGACAUCUCAUUGUAAAAAUGGUGAUGUCAGCCAUUUUUAAUAACCUCUCAAUCAAAUGUUUGUCAAAGCAGAACCAAAUUCUCUGCAAGGUGUUGAUGCUUUAACCAUCACUUGGGUUUUCUGGGUGUCUUUUCGGGCCUUGUUCACACUGGCGGCCCAAAUGUGUGUGCAUUUAGUUUUUUUAAGCACAAAUGCUAUGUUGUGUAUAUAGGCAAAAAUCUAAUUCCCAGCUCUCACUUUUAAUCGUUUGCUGCAUCUGGUUGGGAAAAUGACAGUGAGUUAAUUAAAUGUGGUGUUUGAACAGUCUUUCUUUCUGCAAGUAAGACUUUACUAUAGCUCUAGUUUGUCAUAUUGGAAGGCUUAUGUGUUUAAAAAAAAAACUUCAGUAAUGUUCUCUCCCAAAAUAACCUUUUAAUUCUUGUUAAAAAUGUAACUACACUUGGUAAUAGUGCUUUGUGGUUUUGGUGUACUGAGGGAUUGUAAUCACAUUGUUUUGAUCAUAUCUAAUAAGUGAGCAACAGUUUCGUUCUGUUGGUAAGUGUAUGUCUUUUUACUUCAGCAUGUCUUUUUUUAAAUAUUUAAUUAGCCUUUGAAUGUCAUAGUUUCUGUCUAGCUGAAACUAUAUAUUGUUCAGUGCUUGUUUUUUUCAUUUAAAUUUUUAAUUUCUACAAUAAUGGUUGUGUUUUGUUUUUGUUAUUUUUACCCUUUUUUCAAAAUUGCUUUUUGUACAAUCUUAUGUAGGCUAUGUUUUUUAAACAUGGUACGUAGGAGUGAACUUAUGUAAUCUUAUGUAUUGAGGGUACAGCAUGCAUUAAGAAUAGCUUUUACAUAUACGUUUCUUAAUGUAAUAUUUGUGUGCAAAGGCAUCGGAUAGUGCCCUGCAUGUUAAAAUAGUAGGUCCAGAACAAACAAAAAAAUCCUUAUACAGUAAUUUAUUAAUCCCAAUAUCAUCCAAAAUGUUCAUGUCUUUCUUUCUUCAGUUGAAAAUAAAAUAAGGUCUUUGAGGAAAGAGAAGGGCUCUGCACAAUCCCAGCUGAGGAAUUAGGAUCUUAUCUAGUGAAACAAUCUUGUCAUUUUAGAAAGGUCACGAGAGACAUUAGCAAAAGUGCCAACCAGAAUUUACAUUUUUAUUUUGAAGAAAAUGACAGAUGAUUUUCAUAGCCCUUCAAAGCUGUAAUGAAAUGAGGGCCCUCAACCCUUUCACCCUUAAAGUCCACUAUAUGGAGAAAAAUCCUGGAAUGUUGCCCUCAAACAAAAACCUUUUAGAAGAAUUUCUUUUAGAAGAAACUAAGACAUGAACUGGAAGAUAUGGGGGUGAGUAAAUUUUUAUUCUGUAAACUAAUCUUUUAAAGAGAAUCAUAAAUUUAAUUUUAUUUAUUUAUUUUGACAAACAUGGCUGUAAGACUUCAUGCAAUAAUUGAGAGUUAUUUGUGGUCAUUUAUUUCAUAUGUAUAUAUUACCUUACCAAUUAUGGAUUAUUAGUAUUAUAGAGUAUUAUAAGUCGCUUUAAAUAAAAGGGUCUGCAAAAUGAUUAAAUGUAAAUAAAUGUUAAUAAAUUUCAGAGAGAUUGAGUGAAUAAUUACAAACAUCACAUGUUAAGACUAUGGAGAAAUUUGCACUUUAGAGUUAAUUAAGCGAGAUUUUAAAGUUUAACUAGUUGACUUUAGUAGAAUGCAGUCACUUUAUACUCUCUUAAUAUAUUUUUACGUAACUGAGAACUCUCUAAACCAUUCACUGAUAAAUGGAGCUGUUGUGUAAUUGCUCAUGUUUCUUUUUUGUAGCCUUUUUCCAGGACGCUAACAAACUGCUCCUGAACGAACGAGCUAACUGGGUGCAUCUAAAGGAGUUUGCCCGUAAAAAUGCUGCCAACGCUCUUUCUGUUGCCAACAUGCUCAUGGGCAUGGCCUCAAUCCUCUGCAGUCUCAAUGGCCAUCAUCAUGCCGCGUGCUGGCUGGUUCUGAUCGGUUACCUGCUGGAUUUGGCAGAUGGAGCAGUUGCUAGGCGACUAAACGCAUGUUCUGCAUUGGGUGCAAAGUUGGACGAUUUUGCUGAUUUCACAACAUUUGGAAUAGCAACAUCUCUCAUCUUAAGGACACCCAGUCUUUUGGAUAACAUCCUGUGCAUGUUGUAUGUGAUGUCUGUCUAUACUCGUCUCUGCUUCUUCUCUAGCGGAAUCCCAUUCAUGUACCGUGGCUUACCAUGCAUCUACUCCUCUGCCAUCCUGGUGUGUGUUUCUCUGCUGACCGGAGGAAAUAUGGCAGUACUGAGAAUCCUAGCAGUGGCCAUGAUUCUCUUCAUGGUCAGUCAGAACUUCUACCCACAUGACAGAGUGCUGGAGUCUCAGGCCUGGAAGAAGGUGGUGUACAUCGGAGGAGUUGCCAUGGUGUUUUGCUCCUCCUUCCCUCCAGCGUGUGUUUACUACUUGUUAUGGUCAAUUUCCUACAUAUUGUUUCCAACAACUCUGUGGAGCAGCAAAGUGUAAAAGGUUAAGGAGUCCCUUUCUGCUUCCUGUUAAGGAAUAUCCAACCAAUUUAGAAACCUGGAAAACAAUUUUUAAGUCAUUUUUGUUUUGAAGUGAUGAACUUCAUGAAAUCGACAUGAUCUAGGAGGCUUUCGGACAUUUCUUGCUGUUGUUUCAUCUCUAAGGAUGAGAAACGCUCUUCACCUCUGCUUCAUGUAUUGUCAUGUGUUUGCAUGGCAUGUUGACAGAGACACAGUAGAUGGUCUUGCAUACAGUAUGUGUGGUGCUUGUUGCACAGUUCUGCCUAAAUGAAUCUAAAAGGCAAAGUAGAAAUUGUAAAAAAAAAAAAAAAUUGCUGUGGAAUUUAUACUUGUAGUAUUACUGCUUUUUGGUUAAGAAACCAAAAAAAUCAAACAGUGUUUUCACAACUCAAUCAUAAUCAAAUUUUCUGCUUAAUUAUUUAAAAAAAUAAUGACCAUAAGAGAAUUUUAUGCAUAUGAUCUGUGUAAUUUCAUGUAAAAACACUCCAGUAUGAUUAAGGUAGUGGCUAUUAUCAUAUACUGUAGCUUAUCUUUUGCCUGGUUAAUGUGUGACUUGUCCCAUAGAAUAUUAGGUGGGCCUUCGAAACAAAUGCCUCGUAACAGUAUGACGGUUGAUUUAAUUUUGAUAAAUGAGUUUAUUUGUACCAUUUAACCUCUGUUUUAAGGGGUUCUGCAUCCUGACUCACGGUUGUCAGUAAUUGCUUGUGUUUAGCGAAUGAUCUUCCAUUGAGUUUGCUAUGUACUGUUCACGGGUUCAGUGGAAAGUUGAUACCCUGCAACAUAACAGUAUUGAGGCAUUAUUUUGUGUUCUGUGCACCACUUGUGGUUGCAUUUGAUUAAAAUGUAGUGGUGUUAAGAAAAAAA
This is a messenger RNA of Puntigrus tetrazona (Sumatra barb), 5314 nucleotides long. RefSeq names its product transmembrane protein 269 (gene tmem269). The coding region runs from base 3690 to 4430 and encodes 246 amino acids. NCBI's taxonomy places the organism in Eukaryota, Metazoa, Chordata, Actinopteri, Cypriniformes, Cyprinidae. Gene Ontology annotation, biological process: phospholipid biosynthetic process. The transcript has 5 exons. Gene Ontology annotation, molecular function: phosphotransferase activity, for other substituted phosphate groups. Gene Ontology annotation, cellular component: membrane. The record is from RefSeq and is a predicted model, not a curated record.